This is a messenger RNA of Gopherus flavomarginatus (Mexican gopher tortoise), 498 nucleotides long. Its product is annotated as zinc finger protein 707-like. The coding region runs from base 129 to 362 and encodes 77 amino acids. Lineage: Eukaryota; Metazoa; Chordata; Testudines; Testudinidae. The transcript is spliced from 3 exons. Gene Ontology annotation, biological process: regulation of DNA-templated transcription. The record is from RefSeq and is a predicted model, not a curated record.
UGCUUCCUGGUUCUCCACGUGCUGCCAGCAGCGCUGGAGCUGCCCGAGCCGGAGCGGAGCCGCUGUUCUCAGCUGCAGCCAGGAUCUGCCCCCGGCCCCGCUGGGAUCCAGGCCAGAGAAUAACAUCCAUGUUUCGCUGCAGAUCAUCUCGUCCUCCCAGGGGCAAGGAAAUGGCUGCAAUGGAGCUGGCUCAGGGGCCGGUGACCUUCGAGGAGGUGGCUGUGUAUUUCUCCAGGGAAGAGGGGACUCUGCUGGACCCCACUCAGAGAGCCCUCUACAGAGAUGUCAUGCAGGGGAACUAUGAGACGAUGGUCUUGCUGGGUAAGGAUUCCUGUCCCUUCUGUUCUUGGAAGGGGAAAUGAAGAGUGAAGGUUCAUGCCACCCCCACAAUGCCAUCUGUACCCUGUCCUGUUUCAGCAUCACCCCAAUAGGCCAGUAACAUACAUACUACCAGAGACCCUCCUCUGCUGCAGAACACUUUGGGAACAGAGCACAGGA